CAAGUUCCCAACACCAUCUCAUUCAUUCAGAAAGGAGAAAACCAAAAUCCUUAAACUUCACAAGAAAUUCAGACCCUGUUCCUAUCUUUUAUACAAGAAAACCUCAGUUCAUGAGACUACUGAAGCUAUGAUUGAGUCUAAGUCCCUGCGCUUCAUCACCCACCAGUCUUUCUUCCCGGCAGUCCGAUCUGGGGACUUCGAUUCCCUCAAGCAACUGCUUGACAAUCUCACCAAAGAUGAUCCGUCUGAUGGGUCGUUUUCGGUUUCUGAUCUGAUGACGUCCCAGAGUGAUGCCGGCGAGACUGCUCUGUAUAUUGCGGCAGAGAAAAAUCUGCAAAAGGUUUUCAGUUACUUGCUCAGUUUCUGUGACAUUAAGACUGUUAAGAUCAGGUCUAAAGCUGAUUUGGAUACGUUUCAUGUUGCUGCUAAGCUAGGUCACUUGGAGAUUGUAGAGGAGCUUUUGAAGAUUUGGCCAGAACUUUGUAAAUCAUGUGACUCCUCCAAUACAAGUCCACUUUAUUCAGCAGCCAUUCAAGAUCAUCUGGAUGUGGUCAAUGCAAUGUUAAGGGCAGACCCUAGCUGCUUACAUAUAGUUCGGAAAAAUGGGAAGACUGCAUUGCAUAAUGCAGCGAGGUAUGGCCUCCUUCGUAUAGUAAAGGCUCUUAUAGACUGUGAUCCAGGGAUUGUGAGUAUCAAAGAUAAGAAAGGACAAACUGCACUUCAUAUGGCUGUAAAGGGUCAGUGUAUCUUUGUGGUAGAGCAGAUACUGUGUGCUGAUCCAGCUAUACUAAAUGAACGUGAUAAGAAAGGCAAUACAGCAGUGCACAUAGCCACCAGGAAAUGCCGUCCACAGAUAGUGAACCAGUUGCUGAAUUAUCCAUCUGUUGAUGUCAAUACCAUUAAUAAUCAGCAUGAAACUGCAAUGGAUUUGGCAGAUAAACUCCAAUAUGGAGAAUCUAUGCUAGAUAUUUGGGAAGCUCUUGCAGAGGCUGGUGCAAAGCAUGCUAGGCAUGUUGGUCAAGUGGAUGAAACAAUGGAACUUAAGAGGACAGUGAGUGAUAUUAAACAUGAGGUGCACUCACAACUCAUUCAAAAUGAAAAAACCAACCGACGAGUUUCUGGUAUUGCCAAGGAACUGAGGAAACUUCAUAGAGAAGCUGUUCAAAACACAAUCAACUCUGUCACGGUUGUUGCAGUUCUAUUUGCUUCAAUUGCUUUCUUGGCUAUAUUCAACUUGCCCGGCCAGUAUGUUGCAGAUGAUGGAAAUGAAGUAGGGAAGGCUAACAUUGCUGAUAAGGUGAGUUUCCGUGUAUUCUGCAUCCUGAACGCUACUUCUCUCUUCAUAUCUCUGGCAGUUGUCGUUGUUCAGAUAACUCUGGUAGCCUGGGAUACGAAGGCACAAAGGCAGGUUGUGUCGGUAAUUAACAAGCUGAUGUGGGCUGCCUGUGCUUGCACUUGUGGUGCAUUUCUGUCAAUAGCUUUUGUGGUUGUGGGGAAGGGAAGUUCUUGGAUGGCUAUCAUGGUAACUGCAGUGGGAAUACCAAUCCUUGUUGGCACACUUGCACUUAUGUGUUACUGUGUUUUCCGCCAACAUUUCGGAAGUCUCCGUAGUGAUUCUCAGAGACGUAUCAGGAGAGCGAGUGGGAGCAAGUCUUUCUCAUGGUCCUACUCAGCAAAUAUAUCAGAUGUUGAUGACUUUGAUUCUGACCUUCAGAAGGUUAUUGCUUUGUGAACACAACCAAGAAGGUUGUUGGCCUGCAUGGAAGAUUUGACAACGAUCUUUAUGAUCUUAAACAUUUCUUGGAUUUCUGAAGUUUAAGUAGAUAUGGGUGCCACGGAGGAACAAUGGGUAUUGUCCUUUUUUUUCUCUUUUGGUUACAAACUUGCAAUAAAAAGGCUGAAUGGAGAUUCACAUAUACAAUUUGUCUCUGUUAAGCUUCUUAUGGGUUGCAAAUGGUAUAUAUGUAUAUAUUCUUAAGAUAUGGUACCGUGGAAGAAAGGGGAUGUUAGUUCCUGAACUUUUCUACUCUAUUGAAAUCAUUUAUUGUGCUUUUUUUUUUUUUAUUAUUUAUUUACAGCCAAGUAUUGUUUUCAAAUUAGUUAUUGCAUAUUUUAAAAUAAAUUUUUUUUAGCGAU
Rubroshorea leprosula is the source of this 2136-nucleotide messenger RNA. The record is from the annotation of a GenBank genome assembly. Lineage: Eukaryota; Viridiplantae; Streptophyta; Magnoliopsida; Malvales; Dipterocarpaceae.